Molecule: messenger RNA, 1901 nt
Organism: Quercus robur (English oak)
Lineage: Eukaryota; Viridiplantae; Streptophyta; Magnoliopsida; Fagales; Fagaceae
Exons: 6
Coding region: 304-1443 (379 amino acids)
Source: RefSeq, a predicted model, not a curated record
GUCUGUGCAUCAGAUUUGAAUUCUUAAAAGUCGAAGACCAAACAACUCUCCCACCAAACCAAAUACUAUAACUCUUCAUUACCUUAAUUUCUUCGCAAAUCUCUGCUCCUUAUCCACCAUUGUGUUAUAUCUUCAUCAGGUAUUGGGUGCUGUCAUUUCAAACCUUCAUAGUGCAGAAAAGUCACACACAACAAGUUUGCCUUGGUGAACAAGACAAGAAGCCUCAGAUUAGUGAGGGCUUAUAAGCAACUUCUGGUGUGCAAUUUCAAGAAGGAACAUAGAGGAAAUUGUUGCUAAUUGUGUAUGGAUUGUAAAUUUGAAACCCGGCUCAGUGACAAUGCAGGGUUUGGAAAUUGUAAUGCUCUUUUGGAGAAAAAGGACCCUAUGAAAUUGUGGCAAGAGAUGAAACAGAAUGGUUUCCUCUCGCCACCUGCUUUCACACCAACACCAAACAAGCGUGCUAGCAAACACAAAAAUGAAAUGCCCAGUAGAAAAAUGAAGUUUGCCAAGAUAGAACAGACUAACAGGUUUACUGAGGUUACAACACGAAAUAGGUUGCUUGAUGAACUGAAUCCUGGGAUUAUGAACCACUUAAGAAACAGCAAGGUUGCAAAGGUUAAAAAGGUAGACAAGUUCAGUAUGGUUGCUGCACCAAGUGGAUUGCUCGAUGAACUGAAUCCUGGGAUCAUUAGCCGCUUAAGAAACAGUGAACAGGUCUAUUCAAUAAUUUGGGCCUUGGUUAGAAGUGAGAUGUUAGAAAAUACUCAAAGCAAGCAGGAAAGCCGAUUUAAAGAGGAAAUCAGGGAUAAUGAUGUGAAUGAAGGUUCAAAUACAGUAUCAGUAGGCAGACAAGUCAGUGGAUGCUCCAUGGUUCUGACUAGGCAUAUGCAUAUGAAUUCAGAACACGGGGGAGGGGUUGAUGAUAUGAGUGUAGCAGUGAGAAAAGAUGAAGAUGGGUUUGACAAACAUGAAGUAAAGUCAUGGUCAUCUGUAACCACGGCCUCAGAAAACGCAAACUCUAAUGAUGAAAUCGUGUCAUCAGAGAAUACAAGCUCUCAGGAAGAAUCGGCAAUGGUUCCUCCUUUUGAUCGCACAGUUGCAAAUCUAGCUUCUCAAUGGUUGGUUCUCCUUUGCCAGAAUAUCAAAGGGCGCCUUGCAGCACUAAAGCGUAGUAGGAUGAGAGUCAAGGAUGUAAUCCAGGUAGAACUGCCUUUUCUGAUAUCAAAAGAGUCCUCACCUGUCAAAGACAAUGACCAAUUAUCUUCUGUGGAAUGUCCCAUGAGUACAAUUCCUUACAUGCAUCAAGCAAAGUGGGCUGCACUGUUUGAUCAGAUGGAUAAAGCACUUUCUGAGGAAAUGAAUGAUCUAGAAAUCUGGUUGAACCAAAUUGAAGAAAUGCAAUUACAUGUGGGUCAAUUGGAAUGCAAGACAGAUAUCAGCUGACAGGCAUAAAAGAGUGCAAAACUAGUUUCAGAGAUUUCAGAAGAUUGUGUGAAUUUUCAUCACAUACAAGACGAAUAAUCUGGGUCUUGUCGGCAGUGGUUGGAGAUGAAUCUAUACAGCUGAAUCACUGAUCGAGAUCAUACAAGCAUAAUUCAUUGUUGCCCUUUGUAAAGUCCCGGAGAUUAUGCACUAGGCUGGGUAUUACUUCAACUUAAAGCCAUGAGUUUCCCAUUCACUAAUUGCCAUGUUCUGGGUAGACCUACAAUGUUUUCCCAUUCUGGCUUCAAUAAGUUCUUAGAGACCACGAGACUGGCUUCAUAUCAUCUCUCUCUAGUAUGUACAGUUGCAGCUCAUUGAUCUGUUUUUCAAAUCUUUUUUAAAUGUAAUAAUAAUGAUUUGGUCAGAUUUUCUGAAACGAAAUAUAAUCAAGGAAUCCUGUACAAUGGUUUGGGUUGGUC